GGUGCCCCUGUCUCACUAUUUAACCUGCUUGGAACACUGAAAGCUGUGAGGACAGCUUCCUGAACCAGGGGUCCAGAUGAUUUCCUCUUUGUGUUUGUUGGGGGCACUCAGCGCUCUAAUAUGGCUUCCAGGUUCACUGGAGGCCAAAUCUUUGCUGAGUGCCAUCCAGAAGGAAGGGUUGGUUCCCGUCGGUGACGUCGGUAUCGAUCCGGAGAAGGCCAAUGACUUUCUGAGCCACUCCAGGCCCAAGAGGAACCUGGACCCCAAAUGGUACCGAGGGAACCCGGACUUCCAGUCGUACUACCGAUACUACAGCAGCAUUGGACACACUGAAGGGCUUUAUGAAAUCGACAAGCUGAGGAUGUUGUACCAGCAGAUGAGGCACUUGGAGCAGACGUACGGUCCCAACGCCUCGUAUUUCCAGAACAAGCUGGGGGUCCCCCAGAUCAUGUGCGACCCCACCACGGACAAGAAGUGCAAGGUGGUCGCUCCGCCACCUCCUCCGCCAAUGAAAGGCAUCCCCAAGGUCACAGAGGCACCCGCCACCACGCCCCCUCCCCUUCCCCGUGCCCCCACCAUCUCCCAGGCCGACGUCCUCUACCUGUGCAACACUAAGGACCCCCUGUGCAAGCCCCACAUCGUGUACCUGCCCACUGGCGCCGUUCCUGUCCUCUGUGACCCCCGUUACCACCCUCACUGCUCUCCCCAGAAGGCGCCACCCGCUCCAGCCGUGGCACCGCAGCCGCCGCCGCCCCCGAAGAGGUUUGUGCCACCGCCCAUCCUGGUCAAAAAGUCCCCCCUGCCGGCCCCCAUUCGCUCCUUCAAGGGCAUGGAGUACGACUGCGACCCGUAUUGGGACCCCGACUGCUUGAUCGACCACCCGCCCAGACCCCUCAAGGGUAAAGUGAUGGGACCCCCGCCCCCACCUGUGGAAGAGAAGGAGGAACCUGUGGAGGAACCUGCGCCGCCGCCUCCUCCGCUCAUCCAGAAGAAAGGCAACCCCUUCCCCUACUACUACGCCCCCCAGCCCUACAACCCUCUCGACGAGCUAUAUGACCCAGCCCGUUUCCAGUACCCUCAACCGGAAGUACCCGCGGACGAGCCGGAAACAAAAUAGGGCAUCCACCUUGAAAACCAAUCGGACUCUGGGUGAAACCGUUGAUGAUAUUGUGCGCAUUAGUUGAUAAGCCUUGAAAGCAGUCAUUCCCGACAUCAUUACCAGAUUAACCUGUGCACUCUGGGAUAUGAACCAAAUUUGCUGAACAACACUUUAUGUACUGUAUGUGUAACCGAUCUGACGGUGACAUCACUGCGCUCCCUUUCUCAUCAUCUUACAGCCUCCAACCAUCGAUCUGUUGAACGUGCUGACUGCCCAGCAAACAGCCCAGUCUACAUCCAGCUGCCGAUACGCGCUUUUAAUUCUCAGCGACUAAGGGUUUCCUAACCUUCGACAUGCACAACACUUCUUCAAAUAGUCUUCAGUAGCUCGGUAGUCGGCACAUGUUGAUUGACAUCCCAGUUGGAAAGGGAGUGAACAAGAGAAGGAUCGCAGCGACAUCAUCACCACCAUGAAGACUGAUUACAUGUACUGAGUUUGGACAAAACAAUGGAAACACCUACCAUUUUGGCAUCAUAAUCAUUGAACAUAAUUGUUAAAGAAUGGCAUGAGGAAUAUUCUGAUGAAGUUGAGCAUCUCGUAUGGCCGGCACAAUCCCCAGACCUCAACAUUAUUGAGCAUUCAUGGUCAGUUUGAGAGAUUCAAUUAAGACGUGGAUUUCCACCGCCAUCGUCUUUAAAAGAGUAUUCUAACUGAAGAAUGGCUUAAAAUUCCUUUGGAAACAUUUCACAAGUUAUAUGAAUCAAUACCUUGCAGAAUUAAGGCUGUAAUUGCCGCAAAAGGCGAACCUACAUCGUAUUAAAGUAGUUUUUGUUAAUAUUUUAAGGGGUUUCCAUUAUUUUGUCAAAUCUCUCUAGAUCACAGUAUAAAAUCAUUACAAAUGGAUUUUUUUCUUCCAUUAUAUCUACCAUAAAAUUUGCCAUUCUUUUGAGAUUUUCACAUGUAUUUUACGGUUUUCCCAUUUUUUUAUUUCAUUUUUCAACAGUGUAGUCUGAAAAUCAGUAUUUAUUCACUAUAAUGUAUCUAUAUUCAUCAGUGUUUGUUAAUGAGCUAGUGACAAGAUGAAAUGCUCAAGGUCCAAUCAACUUAUGUAUUCCCUUAUUGUCAUUCAUACAACAGAAUGGCUUUGUGUUCAACUAAACAGGCCCAGAUUCUGCAUUGAGUGAGCGCAUUUGUGAGUUAAUUGAGGAAAGCCUUACACUUUCUCUG
Messenger RNA from Corythoichthys intestinalis (scribbled pipefish), 2326 nucleotides. RefSeq lists its product as uncharacterized. The record is from RefSeq and is a predicted model, not a curated record. Lineage: Eukaryota; Metazoa; Chordata; Actinopteri; Syngnathiformes; Syngnathidae. The transcript is spliced from 5 exons. The coding region runs from base 77 to 1117 and encodes 346 amino acids.